AUGUCUUUCAAGCUUCAAGGAACAUUCAUCUGCUCCCUUUGCAGCAAGUUCUGUGCAACACACUCUAAUUAUGGUUCACAUCUAGCUAUGCAGCAUCCCUAUGACAUAGCUCUUGUUUUCAAAGGAGAUACCCAACCUUUCCUACAUCAGACAAGGCUGGGACCCCAUUCCAAAUUCACCUGUGUGUCAGGAUGUCCCUUUACCAGCACCAAGCAUCUCCCCAUGUUGGCUCAUGCUGCAUCCCAUGUCAGAGAGUUAUCCAAUGAAGAUUUGAUCAGUCUUGAUCCCAAAGAUGAGCCAGAAAGACAACAGAUCCUCUAUAUCCCAGAUCAAGACCAAAACAAGUACCACAUCCCUCUCAACCAAGAACCAGUCCUGACUACCCAUGGUCUGGCCUAUCAUUCUAUCCUUCAAGUCUUCAUCUGCACCAUCUGCAAGAAUGGUGUCAGAGGUUCCCAUCUCUUGGCUCAUUGUCAACAACACUCUCUUCCCACCACCCCUCAAGAUAUCCUGGACAUCCUGGCUACCUACACCCCUCACACUGGGAGUCACCCUCCACUCCCCAGCUUUACCAACAGUCAGCCCAUGGUAGCCCUACCUUUACUCCCCAUCCAAGAGGGGUUUUCAUGUCAUCUCUGCAGAUUCUGCUGUCCUGCUCUCAACACCAUGAAAAACCACUUUUCCAGACAACACAAAGGCAACCCUUACAAGGAUCAUUCCUCAAACACCCAGCUACAGUGUCUAUACUCUCAAGGGACCAGGGUAUUCUUCCCAGUUCAACAACCAGACCAUGCUAUUGUGGGAGACACACUCUACUCCAGAUUCCUGCAAUCUCUACCUCCUCAGCCCAAGACACAACCCAUUGAGGCUUUGGGAGAGAAGGAGUAUUCUCCAUUGAUGAGGAGGCUUGGGUGGAUGAGACAUGUGGAGGGGCAUGAUCCAGUACUGCUUUCCAGUUUGGUAGCUGGGCCCAGGGUGGAUGAAGAGCAUCUUCACAUGCUGAAGAGAAUGGUCAAGGGGUAUUUCAAAGAGGUGGAGGAG
Messenger RNA from Tremella mesenterica DSM 1558, 1041 nucleotides. RefSeq lists its product as uncharacterized. The annotation marks the transcript as partial. The transcript has 5 exons. NCBI's taxonomy places the organism in Eukaryota, Fungi, Basidiomycota, Tremellomycetes, Tremellales, Tremellaceae. The record is from RefSeq and is a predicted model, not a curated record.